Messenger RNA from Cercospora beticola, 1662 nucleotides. Its product is annotated as Pdx1p. The record is from RefSeq and is a predicted model, not a curated record. Gene Ontology annotation, biological process: pyruvate decarboxylation to acetyl-CoA. Gene Ontology annotation, molecular function: dihydrolipoyllysine-residue acetyltransferase activity. NCBI's taxonomy places the organism in Eukaryota, Fungi, Ascomycota, Dothideomycetes, Mycosphaerellales, Mycosphaerellaceae.
CUUCACUCACCUCUGCCUCAUCCUCUUUGCUGCGCUCCUGUCUGGCACAUUCGACUCGGCUUUUGACGUCUGCAGCGAGACGACGUCUUUCGCGGCACCGCAAUUGCUGAAAGAGGAUCGCCCAGCAUGUCCGGCGUGCUGAACACCGCACGGCUGUCCGCACGCAUGGCGGGCAGAUAUGCUUCGCGGCAAGCAACGAGAAGGAGCUUCCAUGUCUCUCAGCGCGACGCAGCGGCACAGAACUACUCCAUGCCUGCUCUCUCACCGACCAUGACCGAGGGCAACAUUUCUAAGUGGAACAUCAAAGAGGGAGAUUCGUUCACAGCUGGAGAUGUUAUUCUGGAGAUUGAAACGGAUAAGGCUACGAUGGACGUCGAAGCGCAAGACGAUGGAGUGCUGUUUAAGAUUGUCAAGGCGGAGGGCAGCAAAGGUGUCAAGGUUGGAGAGAGGAUAGCAGUGACCGCAGAACCGGACGACGACCUGAAGUCAUUGGAAGUGCCAGCUGAAGAAGGCGGGGCGCAACAGAAAGCGGAGAGCAAGCAAGAGAAACCUGCACCGAAACAGGAGUCUAGACCUGCAGAGGCCGCGGAAACGAGCGAUGCGCCCGUUGCGACGCAACGCGCAGGGCAAGAGGGCAAGAAGACUGGUGCACCGGCGACGAGAAAGUACCCAUUGUAUCCUUCAGUGGAGACACUGCUCCAGCAAAACGGUCUGUCAGCGAAGGACGCGGAGAACAUCACAGCCACUGGACCCAGCGGCAGGCUGCUGAAGGGAGACGUUCUUGCAUACUUGGGUAAGAUCAACAAGGACUACCCAGCGGAGGCUUCCAAGCGGCUCGCGAAGCUGGCGCAUUUGGAUUUGAGCAACAUUCAGCUUGCAAAGAAGGCUGAGGUGAAGCCGGAUACGAAGCCUGCGGAGAAGGCUGUACCACAAUUGCCAAAGGAGACCGAGAUUGCGGUUCCUAUCUCGCUCUCACAAGUGAUCGCGACCCAGAAGAAGAUCAGAGAUACAUUGGACAUUCACCUGCCGCUUUCUACAUUCAUCGCCCGGGCUUCGGAACUUGCCAACGAGGACUUGCCGCUGGACAAGCGACGAAAGCCUACCGCAGAUGAGCUUUUCAACUCAAUUCUUGGUCUUGAUCAAGUGGCAGUCUCGAAGAGGGGCAACUUCUUCCCUCAGAUCACUGGUCUUAGCACACCCUCAUUGAUGAAGACGAAGCCGACGAAGCAGGCGGACAUCAUCGAUAUUUUGGCGCCAAAGAAGAAGCCUGCAGCGGUUCCUGCAUCCAUCCCUGCUGGCAUCUCCGCUAAAGACAACAUCUUUUCUGUCGUCGCUCAGGAUGGGGAGGAAGAGAGGGCGACAGAGUAUCUGGAGCGAAUGAAGUUGGUGCUCGAGAAGGAGCCUGGCCGACUUGUGUUGUAGUAGCGUCAUGAUUGCGAUCGUCCUAAGAAUUGCAUAGAGAGCGAGGCGUUCUGGCAGGUCUGAAGAGGGAGCGUGUACGAUAGAGAGCUCGCCUUGACAGGAUGGGCUACCUCCUACUCUUUCAGCUAGAUGUGUAUAGCAUGAUUUCAUACUGGGCUGACACCCAUUGAGCUCACUAUUAGGCGCAUUAGCAUAGUCCGUUUCCUGAUGUUGCACGUCCAUAUUCUUUUGACUCACGAC